Diachasma alloeum is the source of this 2191-nucleotide messenger RNA. RefSeq names its product FAD synthase. Bases 508 to 2007 code for a protein of 499 amino acids. The transcript is spliced from 7 exons. Gene Ontology annotation, biological process: FAD biosynthetic process. Gene Ontology annotation, molecular function: FMN adenylyltransferase activity. The record is from RefSeq and is a predicted model, not a curated record. Lineage: Eukaryota; Metazoa; Arthropoda; Insecta; Hymenoptera; Braconidae.
UUUAUGCAGUCUAGAAGACCUGAAUAAGCAUGAAUAUUCAUUAAUUACAAUGAAUUAUGGCUCACCUGCUUGAUCGAGUGCUUGUAGAACGCCUGAGGAGCCUUCGGUAGUUGUUCGCACGAACGGAGGAGGAACUUGUACAGCUGCUUCGGUGUCUUCACUGUUUGCUGGAACAGUGAACCGCUCAUUGUGACUUUUUCAUUAGUUUUUUGCUGAGGGAAUUAAUUAUUACUGCAGGAAAAGAACUCGAACGUUCAGGGGACUCGAGACGUUUUUGCAGUUUUUUGGAGCUUUAUUGUUGCCUCUAUUUCCGGAGCAGAAUCGUCAGCUGAUUGGUCAGACCUAACCCUAACAGGACUUUAAUAAUGGAAGGACUCGCUCUGUCAUGAGAGUCGUCAAUGUCUGCAGUAAUGAGUGGAGGUCAUGGACUCGUCGUGAUAAAAAUGAUAAAAUAGUCGCAAUAUUCGGUAGUUUUCUCUCUGUGAGUCAGUGGAUCGAGUGUUGAAGAUGUUGCAAAUCUGUCAGUACUUGCUUCGUAAUUUAUCAGUCAGUAAUCUCAGGACAUACGCCAGUAUUGCUGCAAGGUCAUUCAGUAGAUCUAGGACCAAACCCAAUGCCGGAUUAAUUAUAAUUGGAGAUGAGAUUUUAAAAGCCCAAGUGAAGGACACAAAUUCCUUCUUCAUAUGCUCAUUACUCUGGGAAUGUGGCGUUAAGGUCGAGAAAAUCUCAGUGAUAAGUGACGAUGUGGACACAAUAGCGAAAGAGAUAACAGAUUUCUCUGAGAAGUACAGAUACGUGAUAACUUCCGGGGGAAUUGGACCGACUCACGAUGACAUGACCUUCGAGGGGCUGGCGAAGGCCUUCAACGACUCUCUGCACUGUCAUCCAACGAUUGUGGACAUUGUCAAGGAUGUUUACAGGACAGAGGACCAGAAUUCGCCGGCUUUCAAGAUGGCUCAUGUCCCCAGGAAGGCUGUGCUGAGGUUCGGGAAGAACCAGGAGACUGGGGAGGCCCUCAAAUUCCCUUGUGUCAACGUCGAGAAUGUUUAUGUGUUUCCAGGGUCUCCAGUGUAUUUGGAGAAAUUAUUUAAGAGUCUCUGCAGGGAAUUAUUCAGAGGAGAAAAGAAAUUCGUAAAGAGGGAAUUAUUUCUGGAUGCUAAAGAGGAGUCUUUUGCAGAUGCUUUAACAAAAGUGGCCAGAGAAUUUCCAAAUGUUGCUUUUGGCUCUUAUCCUAUCACUGGUGAAAGCUAUUACAAGGCGAGAGUGACGAUAGAGAGUGACAACGAGGCUGAAACAUUAAAAGCCCAGGAGAGAUUCAGUAGUUUAGUCCCACGAGAGGUUUUCAUAAAUUACGACAAACAUCCUCACAUCGACGCCCAUGAAAAAUUCUCAGCAUUCAUGGAAAGUUGUCAGGGCGAAAUUUACCAGAAGACUCUGGAGGACCUCAGGAAACUCUACGAGAAGUCGAAUGAAGUAGCAAUUUGCUUCGAUGGGAGCAUAGAGUCCACAGUGCUUCUUCACUUGGCUCACAUAGCACAGAUGCAAUUGGGGAAUUCCUCCAAAAUUAAUUUAAUAAUGUUUAGACAUGAGGAGUGGUUUCCUGAAGUUGAGAACUUCAUCAAGGAUAUUACAUCGAGAUACAAUCUCAACAUAAUAACCCUGAACCAGCUUCCCCAGGAGGGAGCGAAGAGCCUGGAAGCAUCUCACCCAGAUAUAAAAAUUUUACUACUGGGAAUAAAAUCGAGGAAUAAAGAUAGCGGGCUGUAUCACAGUCUUGCUAGACAGACGGGCAUCGCAUCAAUGGUUAUUAAGUGUCCCUUGAACGGAUGGACAGUCGACAGUUUAUGGACAUUAGCAAGAUCUCUCAGUCUACCAUAUUGCUCGUUAUACGACAAAGGAUACACCUGCGUAGGUGGUCGUAAGGGUACAAAGCCCAAUGUGAAUUUAAUAACUGGAGAUAAGGAAACAUGUCAACCAGCCUGGAAAUUGAAUAGUGGAGGGAAAUAAUGGGGAAUCGUCUUUCAUCGGUUUGUUAUUAAUUAUUUUGGGAGGUGAUAACGUUAACUUAUAGCUCUGAAACCAGUGGGUUCAUAUGAAAAUGUCGGAAGAUAUUUUUGUAGAGCAUUUUAUAAACGAAAAGGAAAGAUUAAUGAUUUUUUUAAAAAUAAAUGUCAUUUUUUUUUCAUUUUUA